This is a messenger RNA of Daldinia vernicosa, 1579 nucleotides long. Its product is annotated as glycoside hydrolase family 76 protein. The coding region runs from base 145 to 1503 and encodes 452 amino acids. Gene Ontology annotation, biological process: carbohydrate catabolic process; fungal-type cell wall biogenesis. NCBI's taxonomy places the organism in Eukaryota, Fungi, Ascomycota, Sordariomycetes, Xylariales, Hypoxylaceae. Gene Ontology annotation, molecular function: mannan endo-1,6-alpha-mannosidase activity. The transcript has 4 exons. The record is from RefSeq and is a predicted model, not a curated record.
CGUCAUCGUGGUCCUGAUCUAGCAAUAAUUGGCAUUCAUUCGUUUAGAACAGUCAUUUAGCUGUGCCGUUGAUAUCAGCCCUGGGUAUUUACGCAAUUUGGCAUAUAUUAUAGCAUUAAAAAGAAAAAAAGAGAAAAGAAGAAAAUGGCAAGGAUCGUGUCUAAUCCACUAGUCUGGUUUCUAGCCGCCCAUGGCGCGCUUGCGGGUUUGACAGUUGACGUUGAAAAUACAGACUCUAUCAAGGCCGCAGCGGCUCUCGUAGCGGAGGAUCUUAUGGGACUCUACGAUGGCGAAAAACCGGGUAAUAUUCCUGGCAUUUUGCCUGGCGUUGACGAUGGAGAUAUUGGCUGGUGGACAGGAGGUGUUCUAUGGGACACUCUGCUGGACUACAAAACUCGCUCCGGAGAGUCCAAGUACGACGAAACUAUCUCGCGUGGUAUCCAAUGGCAGGUUGGGCAGAAUGACGACUUCCUCCCUGCUAAUUGGUCCGCGACAGUGGCCAACUCGGAUCAAGGCAUAUGGGCUCUGUCCGCUAUCACAGCCAAUGAAACCAGCUUGCAAUUAGAGAAAGACUCUCCACAGUGGUUUACGCUGGCUAAGAACGUCUUUGAUGACUUAAGCAGCGAGGAUAGACGAGUCGAAGAAGGUGGCUGCGCUGGGGCCUUGAGGUGGCAGUUAUACACGAUGAAUGCGGGCUAUAAUUAUAUUGACUCUUCUUCGAACAUUAUAUACUUGAAUCUGGCUGCCCAACUGGCACAUUUGACCGGUGAACAAUCCUAUGCGGAUGCGGCCGCUUCUACAUACGAUAUACUCACGCGUAUCGGAUUUAUCACCAAAAACUUCGAUGUCUACGACGGGGCACAUGCGGACGACUGUAAGGAUAUUAACAAGCUGCAGUUCUCAUUGAAUGCUGCGUAUCUCUUGGAGGGCUCCGCGUUCAUCUAUAAUAUUACCGGAAACGACACCUGGAAAGCGCGUGUGGAUGGCCUUGUCGAUCGAACUCUCGAGCUCUUCUUCCCGGAUGGCGUCGCAACCGAGAUCGCGUGCGAAAAGAAUUCUUGUACCUCGGACAUGCACUUCUACAAAGGAAUACUGCACAGGGCGCUCGCGUCGACCGUGCGAGUCGCGCCGCACACCGCUAGCAAGAUUCAGCCUAGCCUCAAGUCGAGCGCUAAGAAGGCCGCGGCCGAGUGCACCGGCGGCAGCAACGGUCGGUUGUGUGGGUUCGUCUGGAGCACUGGCGAAUUCGACGGCAGUACGGGGGCAGCCCAGCAGAUGAAUAUGUUAAGUGCCUUGGUGAGCAUCCUGCCGGUGGUAGAGCAGGUCUCAGGGGGCAAUAGCAGCGCCGGUAGCGGUAGCGGUAGUAGUAAUAGUAGCGGAAGUGAAAACGGAGAUUCGCAGGGGAACACUUCUAGCGAUGAGACUCACGGCAGUGCGGGAACGAAGGCCAGCGUAGGUCUUGCCCUCUUAGGAUCAGUAUUACUGGGAAGCCUCUUAUUGUAAUAUGUUAUGGUGUACUUUUUUAUUAUGUAUAAUUAGAUAGAUAAUUAUGUAGAGCCUAUGAAAUGUUCUAUUCGGG